AUGUGUCAGAUGUGUAUAUCUGCGUACCCAUUUGUACUCAAGACAGCAUCACUCAGACACUUUCUCAAAGAUAGCAGCUACAAGGGAUUGACUGUAGUUGAGAUCUCAAAGCUGUCGAAUGGGAUCACGGUAGCCUCUCUGGAGACUUACAGUCCCAUCAGCACCGUCGGUGUAGUCAGCCAUGCUGGAGCACGCUUCGAGGGCUCGCAUAACAAGGGUGUCGCCGCUCUGAACAGACAGAUGGCUUUCAAGUCCACUACAGAGAGCACCCAGUUUGCUAUUGUGCGUGAGAUUGAGCACUACGGUGGCCGUCUACACUCAACUACCACACGGGAGCACUCCACCACCACCGCCACUGGAAGCCGCGACAGCAUCUCUACGCUGGUCGAUGCGAUUGCCGACGAUUUCACGAACAGAGAGGCACUUCUAUGGGAAGUCAACCAAGCCAAGAGCGAGCUGGCCAUCCAGUCCGCAGAAGAGGCUGGUAACGGUUCUUUCCAGGCCAUUGAGGCUGUGCACGCCGCGUCGUUCAGCGGAGGUCUGGCGAAUGCCUUGACCCCAGCACCUUACGCCGUCAGUGCCUUGAGCCCAGAUGCGGUCAAGGCUUACAACAAGGCUAUGUCGACUACUGGCAACUCGGUGCUUGUGGGUGUGGGAUGCCAGCACAGUGACCUCGUCGCAGCGGCCGAGACUGCCUUUGGCAGCGCUCCUUCCGGCGAGAAACCCAAGGACAGUUGCACGUUCUCAGCUAGCACCAUGUUGGUGAAUGCCGCUGGACCUGCCACCUAUGUUGCGGUUGCAUUUGAGGGCAAGCCUCAAGGCGAGGAUGCCCUAAAGCUGGCUGUUAUUCAGCACGCACUAGGAGCCGGAACUGACCCCAAGUGGGGCAACUCUGGGUCAUACUUGAGCCGUAAACUGGCGGAGAACAAGUCCAAUACCUCGCUUGUGGCCUUCAAUGCCUCUUACAGUGACACCGGAAUCAUUGGAAUUGUGGCCGGUGCCGGUAACGCACAGAUCGGCAAUCUGGUAGGUACAGUAAAGGAGAUUAUCGCCGAUGUAGGUAAGAACGGACUCUCCGCCGACGAUAUUGCGGCUGGUAAGGCUGCGGUGGCUGCCGCCGCCUCCUUUAUCGGUGACGAUGCCAAUGUGCUGAUUGAGGAGAUCGGCGCACAGGUGGGCACACACGGCAGUUACAUGGACGCUGAAGCGACGGCCAAGAAGGUCGAGGCCUUAACCCCAGCUGAUAUUAACAAGCUUGCGAAGUCCAUUUUCUCAUCAAAGCCCUCCGUUGGAGCGUACGGUGAGGUGAGCCAGGUCCCCAAGUUCUAAAUACUGAGCUGACUACGGGGGGUGCUAUCUGGAGGUUAUAUCAUCAGAUGGCUAGUUUUAGAAUGUGGCUGUAGAUGUCAAGAAUGUUAAUAAAAAUCAGGUCGGCUGUCUUGGUUACACAUGCUCAUGUGGUUUUGUGCGCUCCCCUUUUAUAACUGGGUCAGACGACAAAGGUCCCUUUCUAUAGCGAACCUUUUACACAGAAAUAAAUAUUUAUGCGUACCGAA
Sphaeroforma arctica JP610 is the source of this 1556-nucleotide messenger RNA. RefSeq lists its product as hypothetical. The transcript has 8 exons. The record is from RefSeq and is a predicted model, not a curated record. The coding region runs from base 1 to 1329 and encodes 442 amino acids. NCBI's taxonomy places the organism in Eukaryota, Ichthyosporea, Ichthyophonida. Gene Ontology annotation, molecular function: metal ion binding. Gene Ontology annotation, cellular component: mitochondrion.